AUGGCAGGUACUACAUCCGUUUAUCCAAUUGAUCCAGCUCAGCCAACAUAUGAAGCAAAUAAAACACAGAAAAAAUUGAGAGUGUUAAUUGUCAUUGGACUUUUACAUCAACUAAUUAAAAUUUGUCCGUUCCGGUUUGCUUGGCUCGAUCCAAUUCCGUCUCACAAUGAUCGUCAUGGUCUUCAUGAUCGGCGUGGCUGUGAUUGGCGUACUCGCAAUGAUUGGACUCACAACGACUGGCCGACAAGACGAUCGAAAGAAAGUCUAGUAUCAAACGAUUCAGAAAGUUCGCCGAGUGAAACACAGGAAGCAGCCUUCGAAACCGAUUUUGGCGAUGAAAUGGACGCAACCAAUUUCAAUGCUGCUUCUAUUCCGUACGAUAUCAGUGAUUUAUUCUCAUUUUAUCAUGAUGAGAGCACAUACAAAUCGGGUGAAAUAUCAGCAAAACGCUGGAUUAUGAACAAUAAUGCCUCAUUUUACAACAAGGGAAGAGGAAGAAGUGUUAUGUGCUCCGAUUUCUUGGUGAUGCACAAAAGUGGUCUAUUUUUUUCUUUGAAUGACAAAGAAUUCGAAACUGUAUUGGCUGCAUAUCCUGAAUUAAAAGAUAAUUUUGAUAUCAACUACGAAAAAAAUAGUGCAUCAGCAUCAAUAAAUGUUGGAGGGUAG
This is a messenger RNA of Didymodactylos carnosus, 666 nucleotides long. The record is from the annotation of a GenBank genome assembly. Lineage: Eukaryota; Metazoa; Rotifera; Eurotatoria; Philodinida; Philodinidae.